UUUUUUUUUUUUUGGGAGAGGGGGGCGGACAAUUGUGCAAAUGAUGCCGGGUCCUCCAGCAAUUUAGAGCAGUCUGCUACAGUGACCAUUUCAAGCAAAAUGCGUAUUUAUUUAAUUACCUGUAUGUAUUUAUUCGUCUGAAUUUCUUAUCGUUUAAUACCAAAGACUAUCAAGGCUACACUACACACUCAUGUUGUAGCUAUUUCUCAAAAUCCUCAUUAUCAUUAAAAUGCAGAUGCCAGGGCGCUUAACGCACCUCACUGUUAGAGACAAAUGUAAGAAAUGAAUGUGUGUGAAUGUGUGCCUCUACUCAAUAUAAAAAUAAAAUGAGGAAAAUAAGGAAAAGAUAAGAACGUGCAAAAUCCUCUUGGACCCUCCACAUUUUGGCCACCAGUUCUUCCAGCUCCUUGCUUUAGGUCUCAGAAUUAUUCUCUGGCAACUGACUGUUGUCCAACUAGAGCGGCUCCAACUACCAGAGACAUACAGGGGCCAAGCACAAGCUACUCCACUUUAUUCGGUCUUGCCACUAAACAUGGCGACCUCCUUUGACGGAGAAAUGAUGCGCUACGCCGAGUAUAGGCCGAAAGAAACCUCCAGCAGCGACGCAGAGAUCGAUAAACGGAUGGGUGGCGCGCUGAUCGCUGUCGGUCUUGGUGUGGCUGCUGCAGGUUUUGCUGGUCGGUACGCCUUCCAGCUGUGGAAGCCUCUUGGGCAGAUGUUGUCGGAAACAGUCCGAAAGAUGCCCACACCAGCCUUCUCGUCGUAUUACAAAGGAGGCUUCGAGCAGAAGAUGUCCAAACGGGAGGCUAGCCUCGUCCUUGGCAUCAGUCCUGUGAGUACAAAGGCCAAAGUACGCGAGGCACACCGAAGGAUCAUGGUCCUUAACCAUCCUGAUAAAGGUGGUUCACCAUAUCUUGCUGCCAAAAUCAACGAGGCCAAAGACCUUCUGGACAAGGACAUGCAGCGGUGACCUCCGUUUACGACGACGAUGAUGAUGAUGGUGGUGUUUCCCAUCAUGCCUUGGACUGUCCUGACUGACGACGUAAUACAGACUUUCUUGUCACCACACAUCCAUUAUUUUCAUGUACAGUACGCCCCCCUGUUAUGUUGCGGGUCUAGUUGAUCCAUCCAUCCAUUUUCCGAAUCGCUUAUCCUCACUUGGAUUCGGGUUUGCCUCCCGUCAAAUUGACCCUCUAUGAAUAUAUGUGCAUGUCUUUGACAUUUGUUCAUAAAAAUGUACUGAAGUAUCAGAAAAUCAUGUACAGAGUUCCCCCGUUAUUCGCAGGGCUUACAAUCCUUACAGCCCCGCAAACAAGAAAAAAUCUGCAAAUAAUGGAUGCAGUAUUAAUACACUGAUUACACUGUCAGCAUGCAUGCCAAGAUAUAUUUUAGUGUGUAUGUUUAGCAUGCUUUGCAGCACUCAGGACCUCCAUAAUGCCGCAAAGCAUCCUGGGAGCGUGUAAAUAGCGUUUAAAGUGCAUGUUCUCUCAAUUAUUUCCUGAGCCAUUCUUUUGUUGUAUUAUUUGCUAGUUAUGCUAUUCUGUUGGCUGUGCUGUGAUAAUUUUUGUUUUUAUCUGACACCGUGAGCGUGAAUAUUGUCAGUAAUGACCUGUGUACACAGGCAGUGUGUGGGCCAAUGUAAGCUUGAUAUGAAAUUGAGUAAUUCUAAAGUAACUAAUCUUACUUGAGUACAAUAUUUGUCUACUUUCACCUUUACUUUUAACACUAAAAGUGAGUUGUACAAAUGA
Messenger RNA from Syngnathoides biaculeatus (alligator pipefish), 1748 nucleotides. RefSeq names its product DnaJ (Hsp40) homolog, subfamily C, member 15 (gene dnajc15). The record is from RefSeq and is a predicted model, not a curated record. The coding region runs from base 533 to 970 and encodes 145 amino acids. Gene Ontology annotation, molecular function: ATPase activator activity. Lineage: Eukaryota; Metazoa; Chordata; Actinopteri; Syngnathiformes; Syngnathidae. Gene Ontology annotation, biological process: protein import into mitochondrial matrix. Gene Ontology annotation, cellular component: PAM complex, Tim23 associated import motor. The transcript is spliced from 8 exons.